This is a messenger RNA of Chenopodium quinoa (quinoa), 1257 nucleotides long. Its product is annotated as protein FAR1-RELATED SEQUENCE 5-like. The transcript is spliced from 4 exons. The record is from RefSeq and is a predicted model, not a curated record. Gene Ontology annotation, biological process: regulation of DNA-templated transcription. Lineage: Eukaryota; Viridiplantae; Streptophyta; Magnoliopsida; Caryophyllales; Amaranthaceae. Bases 1 to 1257 code for a protein of 418 amino acids.
AUGAGCGAUGACAACUUUAGUACGCCGGAGCAGUCGUCGGAAGAAUCUGAUUCGGAGGUUGAAGACGGCGGUGACGGUGUGAAUUAUAGUGCAAAUUUCGUGACAGACAAGGUUUUUCGAACGUUUGAUGAAGCAGUUAUGAAAAACGAUGUAACUGGGACUCACAACCAUCCAAUGAUUGCGUAUCCAGAGGGCCAUCGUAAAAUAAGCGAGUUAAGCCCGGAAGCGAAGCAGGUUGUGCGUAACAUGACCAAGUCUAAGGUAGCACCGCGUAACAUCAUGGCGACUAUUGCCGAGCAAUUUCCUCAGGAUCAUCCAAACAUCAGACACAUCUACAACUGCCGAAAUGACUUCAGAACCGAGAUGUCAGAUGGGAGAGGAGUUAUUCAGUUUCUACAUUUGGCUAGACAGAGUCAGUAUGUCUACUGGGUAUUGUCUGAUGAUCAAGGCGUUUUACAGCACGCCUUCAUGGCGCAUCCAGUCAUGGUAGACAUCCUACGGACGUACCCGUAUGUGAUCGGUAUGGAUUCCACAUACAAGACCAACCGAUACGGAAUGCCGUUCUUUAAGAUAGUUGGUGUGACACCGACAAAUCAAAAUUUCCUCGUUGGUUACGUCUUCAUGCGCAACGAGUGCACGGCCAACUAUCGAUGGGUUUUGCAGAGAUUGAGAGACUUGAUCGGGUUUGAUAAGGAACCGUCGGUUUUCUUGACUGAUCGUGAGCUGGGGCUAGUUGCGGCAUUGAGGGAAGUGUUUCCAGGGACCUCGCACUUACUUUGUCGAUGGCAUAUUAACAAAGAUGUUGAGGCUCGUGUCACUGAUAUGUUUAAAAGCAAAAAGGUCGGUGCGACAUUCAAAAACGGGAGAUGGAAACGUGUGAUGGACGCUGCAACCGAGGAGGAUUAUGAGGCUGCUGUAGAGACGAUGAAACUGAAAUGGGCAAGUUAUCCAAAGAUCAUCGCUAUUCGUAAUGAUUUGGAGGCAUCUAGGUCGAAGAUUGGUCAGAAGUACCGACAAUUGCCAUUGUCAUGUAUUAACGGCAAGGUGUCUCAGCAUUGUUUGAAGAUUCUCGACAAGGAGACGAAAAGGAUGAGGGAUCUGAGUUAUCAGGUGUAUGAGCGUUGCGGAUGUGCAUUGCGGGUGACCCAUGGUUUGCCAUGUGCUUGUAAGAUACAUGAGUCUUUAGCUCGAGAGACGGGCUUGUAUAGUAGGCAAAUUCACCAGUUUCUAGAAGACUUUGGUUAUCAGCAAUGGUAA